CAGUCCCGACUCUAGCACUUCACGACGGCCUGAAGCGUCGUAUGUGUCUCGGAAUAUGUCGUCUUCCACGAACUCGAACGGCGAGCAGCAUCAGCAGGCCCAACAGACUCAACACCCUACAGAGAAAUCUCAGCCGUCCAUCCUGAAAGAGAGACGAUUCAAACUAAGCAGAGCUUGUGAUCGCUGCAGACGGAGGCGAAUCAAAUGCGACGAAGGACACCCAUGCCAGUCCUGCUUAACAUCGAAUUCGUCCUGUACAUUUGAGGAGCCGGGAAAGAGGACUCACCCACACAAGUCCAAAAGGGCAUCUACCCUUGAGGACCGCAUGCACCAUCUGGAAACCCUUAUUCAGGCGAUCCCCCCGGCAGUUUUCGCGGCAGGAGGUGCUUUGAACAGCACUAAUGGUAUGCUACCACCUCCCGUCGAUCCCUCUACGAACCCCCAUGCGUCUUUCGCGUCGUCUACCCACACCUACCCCCUCGGCGUCCCACCACCAUCACUCAACUCCUACCCUCUGAUCAAUCCUUCGACGUUUUUUGGAUCGAGCCAGCCACAGCCGGGCUCGAGACACUCGACCCCGCCUCAGAUGAAUGGCUCAUCCGCGGUCGAGCGCUUAACCGUGGAGACCGCGCGAAUGUCCCUGUCCCCAACAUACCUCUAUUUUGACGACGAAGGCUACACUCGGUGGCAGGGCGAGACGUCAGGUUUACCUCUUCUCGAUCUCUUAGUCGAGCAGCAUAAGGUCGUCACGAAGCAGGAGACCGAGCCGCCAAACCUCCAAAAUCCAUGGCCAGUGCCCAGCGUACAGGCCGUGAACGAAUGGUUUCCUGACCGAACGCCUCAACGACAAGAGACCAACCCCGAGGUUAUCUGGAAGCUCAUCACAUCCUUCAUUCCACCAGAUCUCAUGGACAGCCUAGUGCAGUGCUAUCUCUCUACAUCGUAUUAUCUCCUGCCGUUCCUACAUGUUCCGACGUUCCUCGCAGACUAUGGGAACCCAUCCAAAUGGGGCGAACCUGGAUUCGCAGCGCUAAUCGUCGCUAUAUGCUGUCUCUCAUCGCGGCACAUCGACGACCCAAGAGUACGCUCUGACCCCAAUGAUGGUAACUCUGCAGGAACGCAGUGGUUCGAACUCUUUGGCCGCCUACGAACGUUGCCAUCUGCGGACCGACCGACGGUCUACACCGUGCAGUCCGUCCUUGUCGCCGGUGUCUAUGCAGUGGGCUUGGGCAAACUUUCGAAAGCGUUCGCACUUCUGGCCGAAUCUAUUACACUUUCGUUAGACACGGGCCUACACCGCUCUGCAGACGCAUAUGACGUUUUCGAUCCAAUCGAGGACGAGGUUCGUAAACGCACGUUUUGGUGCGUUUACCUCUGGGACAAGCAGGCCGCGUCACACUUCGGCCGGCCGCCAAUGAUCCGCUUGCGCGACUGCGACAUCGGCGAGCCCGCGAUGGUCGACGACGAGCUUAUCACGCGCGAAGGGAUCGGCAUCCAGCCGGCAGAGCACCAGAGCCGCAUGGCCGCCUUCGUCUCGCUUCUGCGCGUGUUCGUCGUGCUCGAAUCCAUCCUCGACGGGCCACCGUCCAGACACUUUGGCGACAACUCUCCGUUCCUGACGCGGGCCACGAGCAUCCUGAGCGGCUUCCGGCGGCACACAGAACUCCGCGAGGAGGAGGCGCUCCUCGACGACAUUGUCAAGAGCGUCCCGCCGUUCUGGGCGCACUCAGUCGAAACCAUGGCGAGCGGCGAUGUGCUGCGCGUCACACAGGCGGAGCGCAUUCAUUGCGCGGAGCAGUUCGUGCGGAUGCUGCUCCUUCGACACCGCUUCUCAGAGAUGGUCGCCGAGCGUGCCUUUAGAGGACAGGACGCCGAGGAGCAAAGCGAGGCCGAAUGCGAAGCGAUGCGGGCCGCCCAAGAGUGCGCCAUGCAGAUAAUCUCGUCGCACUUGCAGGUCGCGGGGAAAGGUCUCAUGACAUACUAUGGUGUACAUGUCAUCCAUCAGCUGACAGCUGCAGGGCGCACGCUAGUGGCAAUCCUGAUCAACUGCCGUACAGAGUCUCUGCGACCGCUCAUCCAGCCGUCGUUGGAGGCGCUACGGUCAUGCGUUGGUCUGCUGAAGCGUUUCAGUGGACGGUAUGUCUGCGGUCUCCGCUCGGGCGACUUGAUGGAAGAGUUUUGUCGAUUGACCCAAAUCCCGCUUGACUCGCCCCGGCCCGACGGAACACAAUCUGGGAAGCCGCGCCCGCCAUGGAUUCGUCCCAUCCGCAAGAAGACGCUACGAACAGGAGGCUCGAACGAUUCAACGUCGCAGCACAGCAGCCCUGAGGCCUUCUCACCGUCUGACGCCUUCCUUGACCUGUCAUCCGCAACCGUUAAGAUGAACUCGCCGCCGCCGAGCGGGCCUUUCGCGAAUGGCAAAGCGGCGUACGUUGGCAGCACGCCGGGGUCUACGUUCAUGGACACGGGUGGGAUGGACGUCUCGUCCGACGCAGCGAUGGCGAUGAACCCGUCGGACCUGUUGGCCAUGUUCAACGUACCAGGCGGCAGCGACAUUGAUGUUGCUCUACUCAUGUCGCCGCGGAUGAAUAAUCAGAAUCUCGAAGACCCUUCGUCGCCGACUUCAUUCUUCAGCAUCGGACCUGUACCUGGGCCGUCAGGAAGCAUCCUCUCGCCUGCGCUUUAGUUGUGUACCUCCUCGAGCUGUUGUUGUAUCAUUAUUGCUUUGGUGUGUAGGUGGUAAGUGCCUUGUAUCGUUGGGUAAAUAUCUGUACUUUACAUAAUGCACUCAAAAUACACGGCCUCGUGUUGUACCC
Messenger RNA from Phanerochaete carnosa HHB-10118-sp, 2816 nucleotides. RefSeq lists its product as uncharacterized. The transcript is spliced from 7 exons. Gene Ontology annotation, molecular function: DNA binding; zinc ion binding. Lineage: Eukaryota; Fungi; Basidiomycota; Agaricomycetes; Polyporales; Phanerochaetaceae. The record is from RefSeq and is a predicted model, not a curated record. Gene Ontology annotation, biological process: DNA-templated transcription. The coding region runs from base 326 to 2686 and encodes 786 amino acids.